Juglans microcarpa x Juglans regia is the source of this 5463-nucleotide messenger RNA. RefSeq names its product disease resistance protein RUN1-like. Bases 49 to 3717 code for a protein of 1222 amino acids. NCBI's taxonomy places the organism in Eukaryota, Viridiplantae, Streptophyta, Magnoliopsida, Fagales, Juglandaceae. Gene Ontology annotation, biological process: signal transduction; defense response. Gene Ontology annotation, molecular function: ADP binding. The record is from RefSeq and is a predicted model, not a curated record. The transcript is spliced from 17 exons.
UGGACGACUUCUCUGUAUCAGAAUUGAAUUGCAUACACUUGUUCCUCAAUGGCAUUUAGUUUGCCCUUUUCCUCGUCCGCCUCUUCUUCUUCCGCUCCUAAACGGCCUUACGAUGUAUUCUUGAGUUUUAGAGGAAUAGAUACUCGCAAUACUUUUACUACCUAUCUAUAUCAUACUCUAUGUCAAAAGGGAAUCAAAACCUACAUAGAUGAGAAAGAUCUUGAAAGAGGAGAGAUAAUUUCACCUACACUUCUCAAAGUCAUUGAGGACUCAAUGAUUUCUAUCAUUGUAUUAUCUUCAAACUAUGCAUCAUCUACAUGGUGCUUGGAAGAGCUAACGAAGAUCCUUGAGUGUAAGAAAACAAAACAACAAAUUGUUUUACCAGUAUUUUACCAUGUAGAUCCAUCAGAAGUACGAAAUCUGAGAGGACGUUUUGGAGAAGCUUUGGCUAAACAUCAGGAGAGAUUCAAGGAGGACCCAAAGGUGCAGAAGUGGAAGGAAAGCUUACAAGAGGUUGCCAGUUUGUCUGGAGAACAUUUGGAAGACGGGGAUGAAUAUGAAUUUAUGCAUAAAAUCAUUGAAUGGGUAGACUCGAAAAUAGUUAAAUAUACAUACGAGUUAGACAUUGCUGAGUAUCCAAUUGGACUAGAGUCUCGUCUAAAAGACUUGAAUACUAAGUUAGAAAUUGGAAGGAAUGACAUUACUCUCAUGAUAGGGAUUUAUGGAAUUGGUGGAAUUGGUAAAACAACUCUCGCCAAAGCAGUCUUUAACUCAAUUGGACAUCAAUUUGAAGCUAGAUGUUUUCUAGCAAAUGUUAGAGAGAAAUCGAGUCAAAAUGACGGUCUGGUCACACUGCAAAAGCAACUUCUUUAUGAGCUCUUAGGAAACUUUGGAAGUUUGAAUAUUGGCGGUAUUGGAGGUACUAAUGUUAUAAAGCAUAGGCUCUGCUCUAAAAGGGUACUUAUAAUUCUUGAUGAUGUGAGCGAGUCAUGCCAAUUACAAAAACUAGCUGGAAAUCAUAAUUGGUUCGUUCCAGGAAGUAGAAUAGUAGUAACAACAAGAGAUGAACGUCUAUUAACUUCUCAUAAAGUUGAUUCAACGUACGAAGUGCAGGGAUUGGACGACAACCAAGCUAUUCAGCUAUUUAGUUGGCAUGCAUUUGAAAGACACAAUCCAGAUGAAAGUUAUGUAGAACUCACAAAAGCUAUAAUAAGUUAUGCUAAGGGCCUUCCACUAGCUCUUAGAGUGCUUGGUUCAGAUUUGCGUGGUAGAAGUAUACAAGAAUGGGAAAGUGCAUUGGAAAAGUAUGAAAGAAGUCCUCACAAGGAAAUUUAUAAAAUUCUUAAAAUAAGCUAUGACGGGUUGGAUGAUAAUGAAAAGGAAAUUUUUCUUGACAUUGCAUGUUUCUACAAGAGGAUUUCUGUUGAAUAUGCCACGAAAAUACUAGGCUUUUCAUCAUAUUGUGUCAUUGCAAGGCUUAAAGAAAAGUGUCUCAUCAAUAUUAAUCGUGAUCAAUAUGUGGAGAUGCAUGACUUAUUGCAUGAAAUGGGUAAAGAAAUUGUUCAACAAGAAUCGUCCAAAGAAGCUGGCAAGCGUAGUAGAUUGUGGUCUUUUGAAGAUGUUCGCCAUGUAUUAGAAGAAAAUACGGCAACAGACAGCAUUGAAACGAUUCUGUUAGAUAUUCCUGAAGGCCAUGAUCACAAGAUAUGCUUGGAUUCCAAGGCAUUUAAGAAGAUGAAGAAUCUUCGAUUGUUUAUAAAUCGAAAUGCACAAUUUUCUGCAGGACCAGAAUAUCUCUCUAAUGAGAUAAGAGUGUUUGAUUGGCCUGAAUAUCCUUCCUCAUUUUUGCCUUCUAAUUUUCAUGGAAAUAAUCUCACUAUAUUAAGAAUGCCUUUUAGCCUCAUCAAGGAGUUAGGCGGCCUAAAAUCCAAGAACUUGACAGUUAUGGAUUUAUUUAAAUGUAAAUCCAUAACUAAAAUUCCUGAUCUUUCAAGUAGUCCAAAUUUAGAGAUCUUGUAUCUUGGAUUGUGUAAGAACUUAGUUGAGGUUCAUGAUUCCGUUGGAUUCCUUGAUAAGCUUUCGAGUUUUCUUGUAAGUGGAUGCUGCAAGCUUAGGAUUUUGCCGAAAAGAUUCAAGUUGAGAUCUCUACGUGUUUUUCAUCUUGGUGGUUGCUGGAAUCUUGAAGACUUUCCAGAGAUUGAGUGUGAAAUUGAAUUUUUACAUAUGUUAAAUCUUGGUGAAACUAGCAUAAAAGAACUACCUUCGUCAAUUGAGAACCUCAAAGGACUUGAAACGUUACAUCUACAACGCUCUAGUCUAAAAGAACUACCUUCAUCAAUUCUUACUCGGCUUAAUGAAUUAGAGGUAGUCGGCUGCAUUGAUCAGUUGCAAAGUCUACCGCGUAUUGUCAAAGUCGACGGUUAUUCACAAGUACCAAUACACAUUAGACAGGUGGAAGAGGAUGGUACACACUCCAUGCCAUCUGUUGUGUCUACAGGCGAAGAAUGUGAAAUUGCAGAAUUGACUCCGACAAAUUCAAUCAUUUUUAAUGAUGCAGGUUCCUCCUCAAGCACGAUAAUUUGGGAAUCGCUAUAUGAUUUAAGUCUUCGAUUCUGUUGCCUGUCAGAAUCAAAUUUCUUCACAAAUGGCAACAAUUACUUUCCCGCUUUGGUUGAGUUAGAUCUAAGUGGGAGUGAUAUUGUUAUCUUUCCACCUCAAAGCGUCAGAUUUGAUAGGUUGCGAGACCUUUGUUUGAACAAUUGCAAGAAACUUGAAGAAAUUUUACCUCUUCCAUCAAGUAUAGCAAGCGUUGAAGCUCGUGAAUGCACGUCAUUGGAAAGUUUUGCACUACCAUCUGAAAUACUUGUUAAAAACAAUGGAACGAAUUUUCCUAACCACCUAAGGAUUGACUUGUACGGAUGCCACAAACUGAUUCCUUCAUGGGAAGAUCAGAUACAUUCUAAGGAACAAAAUUGGGCACACCACUUCAAAUAUAUUUCCAUUAUAUUUCCAGGAAAGAGGAUUCCAAGCUGGUUCAUCUAUCGCAAGGAGGCCCAUGAUGGUAAUCUGUGUGAAAUAGAUGUUGAUCCACCACAUCAUUGGAAUCACAUAGUUUUCUAUCUUGUUUUUGCAUAUAGAGUUGGGAUCACUAACUCAAUAGGUAAGAUGGGUUCUAUUGCUGUCAAAAUCCAUGAUGGCUCGAAUUCAGAGUACGUAUAUUAUUUUCAAGAAUCUAUCAGAUUUUCUUCAAUGGUCUCAGACCAUGUAUUGAUGUGCUGGACGAGUUACAACAGACCCAAUAAACAAGCCGUUUCAAGGUUUAGUUUUGAAUGUAAGUCAGAGCUCCUAGUCAUUAGAAGGGUUGGGAUCCAUUUGCCAAGGCUUGGUUCCGAAUUUGUUUAUUCAAAUAGUGAUGAAAAAAGUGACAGUUCACUAGAUUUAGUGUAUGGAAAAAGGCAUUCCUCAAUUUCGGAAUUAGAGGAUGACAACGAGAAUCCAAAUGAAGAUUUGGGAUUAGAGAAUGAUGACGAAAAUCUGAAUGAAAGAUUUGGUAAGAGGCGUUGUCAUGAUGGAUAUGAUUGCAACCUCGAAUUCAAUUUGUAUCUUCAACAAAAGAGGCAGCAUUCCUCAACUAUGGGCAUUAGAAUAACGGAAUUAGAGAAUAAUGAUGAGCAUCCAAAGCAAGAUUUGGAUUUAGAGCUUAAACUUGGGUUGUAAUUAAAAGGUGCAAUCUUCAAUUUUUGUCGUUGUUUGCUGCCUUCUUGAGAUAGGGAGAUGCAUGAACUUGAGAAGAUGGAAUCCGAACUGAACCAAACAUAUCACUAUCCAUGAUACCAAACAAUUUGUAGAUCAUGUGAAGCUGUCACACAGACUCGUAUCAAAUGCUAACGUAGAAGAUUGUCUGUAUCGGGUUCUCGGCGCCGUUGCAUCAACUCCUCUUGCAGUGCAUCAGUUUCAAUUGUUGAAGAUGCAACAAUUUCCCCUCUCUACUGUUGCUUCUGAGUUGGUAUUCAACAUUAAGGGUCGUGUGUUAGUAUUAGAUUCAUUUUGAAGCUCCUUGGCCCCAAAAACAGUUGAAGCUCUUAUUUGCACACAAAAUUGGUUGAAAGCUCCCUCCAUUAAUCAUGACUCCCAAGACUUAAUGGAAGAUGCCGAAAGCUAUAAGCUGUAAAAUGAUUGUCUGUAUCGGGUUCUCGGCGCCGUUGCAUCAACUCCUCUUGCAGUGCAUCAGUUUCAAUUGUUGAAGAUGCAACAAUUUCCCCUCUCUACUGUUGCUUCUGAGUUGGCAUUCAACAUUAAGGGGUCGUGUGUUAGUGUGAGAUUCAUUUGGAAGCUCCUUGGCCCCCAAAAUAGUUGAAACUCUUAUUUGCACACAAAAUUGGUUGAAAGCUCCCUCCAUUAAUCAUGACUCCCAAUACUUAAUGGAAGAAGCCGAAAGCUAUAAGCUGGAAAAUGGGAUAACUUUGAAUAAUGUUUUGAAUAUGGACGGUUGAAGAAUACGAGGGAUAUGAUUCAAUUCCAGCAGAGGUUCCUGACCCAAAAGCCAAAAGGGUUAGUUUAGCUUAAGAAGCCAUAGCAUAAGCAAGGCCAUGUGUAUGAAUUGCUGCUUGGCUUUAAUAAUGUUGACAAAACUGGGCACCUUUUGGAUCAUAGUUUGCAAUCCAAAAGGUUGCUUUAUUUUAAUUUAUUCUCCUUGUUUCCAUUUCUUUUUCUUUUUUAUGUUGACUGCUGCUAUUUUGUGACAUGAUACCUUUGAAAAGCAUUAAAACUAAUAUUAAAGAAGAUGAAAACAUCUCACAAUUCUUUUCCAUUAUAAGCCUGAUCAUUGGGAUGAAGAAGAGGAUGGAAUAUGGAAACCCUCCAAGGUACCUAAUCCACAUAUAAAGGACCAUGGAAGCACAAGAAAAUUAAGAACCCCAAUUAUACAGGGAAAUGGAAGACUCCUUGGAUUGAUAAUCUAGAUACAAGAACCAUUGAAGGACCCAUAAUAAUUGAUAAGAACUGUGAAAAUAUUCAAUAGAUGGCACCAAACAUAUAUUGUUGUGGAGGAGGAACUGCUGCCGAUAUAGAGGCAAUAACAGGUCAGUUCACAACUGCGACUGCAUCGCUACCAUACUGGUCAAGAAUCAAGGUUGUCACAGCACUCACUCACCCUCAUGAAGAAUCACCUUUUUCAAGUGAAGUUUUAUUUGUUGCAAGCCAAGAAAUGAAAGUUGCAUUUGAGUUGAUGUUACUGGACGUCAUCUGCAUACUGAGGAAGAAUAACCAGAUGUAUCAAGUCAUGUCAGAAGUUUUGUAGAAACAACAUUGUGGUUGUUUUCCUUUUUGUGUAUAUAUUAUAACAAAUUUGUCGGGUUUGGUUUAUUAAAGAUCUUUGCUUAUUUGUUGUUGGAUUUUCGUAAAUUUCGUUCAAGAAUUCUGAAUACUUUUUGGAUAUAUUGAAUACAUUAUGAUCGUUCAUAA